Bactrocera oleae (olive fruit fly) is the source of this 5889-nucleotide messenger RNA. It is a transcript of the gene sl, whose product is annotated as small wing phospholipase C gamma 1. The record is from RefSeq and is a predicted model, not a curated record. Gene Ontology annotation, molecular function: phosphatidylinositol-4,5-bisphosphate phospholipase C activity; protein binding. Gene Ontology annotation, biological process: positive regulation of epithelial cell migration; phospholipid catabolic process; release of sequestered calcium ion into cytosol. Lineage: Eukaryota; Metazoa; Arthropoda; Insecta; Diptera; Tephritidae.
GGGUAUUGUGUCUGGCAAUGCUGCCAAGUGGAGAAACCAUCAAAGGAAACUUUCCUCAAGAAGUGCCUUAAUUUUACAAAUAAUUGCUUUCCAAAGCAAUUAAUGUGAUAAAAUAUUAGUUAAUUCCAAUUUUUUGAUAGCAAUUGUGAGGAAUGUGGUUGGGAUAUCGCUUUUAGUAGUUCGACAAAUGUUACAUAUAUGUGGACUAGCUAAAGCGGAUGGAGUGCAGUUUCAUAGAAAGAGAAAAGGAAAACGCAACAGAAAAAUAAUAAAAAAAAAAAAAAAUUACAGGAAUUUACACAAAUAGAUAAGUCCAGCAAACAAGUGAUUGACCAGAAAACAUACAAACAUUAUAUUUUCACCUUUAAUUUAUCUACAUACUAACAUAGCAUACAGCACUUUUAAUAAACAACAUGUUGAAUUGCUUCAGCGCAAUGAUUGUGCCCACAUUGGGUGAAAUGGAACAAACCAUUUGUAUGCUUGAACGUGGUACAAUUAUCACUAAAUUGUAUUCCAAGCAUCGUCCGGAACAACGGCGUCUGAUGUUAGUGCGCGAAACGAGGCAGCUACUAUGGUCGUCGGUUAUGGCAGAUACGCGUACUGACUACGAGGGCUCACUUGAACUACGUGAAAUUCGUGAGAUACGUGUCGGUAAAUGUUCAAAAGAAUUCCGUAAUUGUGCUGAAGAUUCAAAACGCUUUGAGCCGGCAAAAUGCUUUGUUGUUUUACAUGGCAGUUCAUUCAAACUGAAGACUUUCUCAGUUGUGGCACUUUCCGAACAAGAGGCAGACAAUUGGGUACGCGGUCUUCGAUAUAUGAUGCAGGACACCGUAAAUGCACCAUAUCCUCUACAAGUCGAACGUUGGCUACGACGCGAAUAUUAUGCCAUUGAAAAUUCAAGCGUACAGUCAUCCAAAGAUGGUGGUCAGGUGACAGUGAAAGAUUUUAAAUGUUUUCUUGCAAGUAUUAGCUGCAAAAUGACCACCAGUAAACUCAUGGAAUGCUUCUCUGAAGAUGAUGUAAGACGUAAAAAUGAUUUACGUUUUGAUGAUUUCUCACGUUUAUAUAGAAAAUUACUGCUGCCGAAUAAUUUUCUUGAAGAAAUGUUUUACUGUACACCAGGCACGUUUCCUUAUUCAAAAGAUGGUGAAACAGUUACAUUACGUGAGUUCCAAAAUUUCCUAGUGCAAGAGCAACAUGAAAUCAUGGGACGAGAUGAUGCGUCAGUUUCAAACUUUAUACGGGACUUUUUGCAAGAUGUUGAGCGUGAUGUGCAAGAACCUUACUUUACAAUUAGUGAAUUUCUUGAUUAUCUCUUUUCGAAACAAAACGAUCUCUGGGACCGCAAUUGUGAUCGCAUUUACAUGGACAUGAAGCAACCGAUUUCUGCAUACUGGAUUGCAUCCUCACACAACACCUAUCUCACUGGCGAUCAGUUUUCCAGUGAGUCUUCAUGUGAAGCGUACGCCCGCGCAUUACGUAUGGGCUGUCGUUGUAUUGAACUGGACUGCUGGAAUGGUGCAGACAAUUUGCCAUAUAUUUUCCAUGGACACACCAUGACAUCAAAAAUUAAAUUUAAAGAUGUAAUAAAAACGAUAAAGGAGCAUGCAUUUGUAACUUCCGAAUAUCCAGUGAUUUUAUCCAUCGAGCAAAACUGUUCUUUGGAGCAGCAGCGUAAUAUGGCGCAAGCGCUUACUGAAGUUUUUGGUGACAUGCUGUUGACUCAACGUUGUGACCGCGCAGAAUUGCAACUGCCUUCACCGCACCAACUGCGUCGCAAAAUCAUACUUAAGCACAAAAAACUGCCAGAAUAUGAGGAUGGCUGCGCCGGUGGUCCGGGCAUAGUAGGUGGCGGGUCUGGCGUGUUAACGACCAGUGGUAGCAGAUCAUCAAUUAGUGGCGCUAACGGCGAUGAAAAUGAAAAUAUGCGAAAUUUUCUCAAAGAGGGAAUGUUAUACUUUAAAGAUCCCGUUGACAAAGCCUGGAAUCUAUAUCAUUUCGUAUUAACACAACAGCAAUUAAUCUACUCGUCGCACAUGGACGAAAACAACGCUGGCGGCGCCGAUGACGAUGACAAUGCGGUGACACAAAAUACAUCUUCGGCGUUAAUACCCAAAUCAAAAGAUAAUUUUGCGAAUGAAGAAUUGCACUUUGGUGAAAACUGGUUCCAUGGAAAAUUAGAAGGUGGCCGCCAGGAAGCCGAUCAACUACUAGAGGCUUACAAGCACUUGGGCGAUGGCACAUUUUUAGUGCGUGAAUCGGCCACAUUCGUUGGUGAUUACAGUUUGUCCUUCUGGCGUCGUAAUCGUCCAAAUCAUUGUCGCAUUAAGUUGAAACAUGAAAAUGGCGCAACCAAGUAUUAUUUAGUCGAUAAUUUCGUUUUCGAUUCACUCUACUCACUCAUUGUGUACUAUCGCAAAAAUAUGCUGCGCAGUUCCGAAUUCUCAAUCACCUUGAAAGAGCCUGUGCCGCAACCGAAAAAGCACGAAACACAAGAAUGGUUUCACCCAAACACAACCAAAGAGCAGGCAGAGCAAGUGCUUAUCAAACUGGACGUGGGCUCAUUUCUGGUACGCCCAUCAGUACAGAGCACCAAUGCAUUUGUCAUAUCAUUUACAAUAAAUCGCAAAAUUAAGCAUUGUCGCAUAAUGCAAGAGGGUCGUCUCUAUGUCGUAGAUACCAUUCAAUUCGAAUCGCUUGUAUCGCUAGUCAAUUAUUACAUGCGAAAUCCGUUAUAUCGUAAUGUUAAGCUAAUGUAUCCGGUGUCACAAGAAUUAUUACGUCAGAAAUUGCUCGCUUGUCAAACAUCGCUGGAGCAUCAUAAUAAUGGUGGCGAUUUCAAUGAUGCCUCGAGCUAUAUGGAUCCCAGUCUGGAUGAUCGCGUUACAUGCAAAGCGCUCUACAGUUACAAAGCUAAUAAACCGGAUGAACUUUCUUUUCCAAAACAUGCUAUCAUUACGAAUGUGCAGAGAAAUACGUCAAUGUGGUGGCGCGGUGAUUAUGGUGGCAUGGUGCAACGUCACUUUCCGGCAAACUAUGUGAAAGUAAUUGACUCUGCUGGCGAUGACUACAACUCAUUUAGCGACGAAAAUAACUGUGAAAAUAUCUCACGCACUGAUUCGAUUGACAUACAUGGCGCUAUUGUACACCUGUCCGAGUCUAACGAGCCAGGUAUAUUAUUCCAAUUGCAAAUUCAGACACCCACAAUGCAAAAUUCCUUUAUCAUUGGUUUUGAUAACCAAGAAUUGGCUUACGAAUGGAUCAAAGCCAUACAAGAGGGUGCGCAAAUCGCCAAUCAAUUGGCUACCGAACGUCGCAAGAAAGAACGUUCCGCACGUGUGGCCAAAGAAAUGUCCGAUUUAAUUAUUUACUUCCGCAGUGUGCCAUUCCGCGAACAUUCAUGGGUAUUCUACGAGAUGUCCAGCUUCCCCGAAACCAAAGCAGAAAAGCAAUUUUUACAACAGAACACUAUGCUCUUCCUACAAUAUCAUCGCAAUCAAAUCAGUCGCGUCUAUCCGAAAGGUCAACGUUUGGAUUCAUCUAAUUUUAAUCCGGUACCCUUUUGGAAUGUCGGUUCGCAAAUGAUUGCACUCAACUAUCAGACUGGCGACAAAGCCAUGCAGCUGAAUCAAGCUAAAUUCCGUGAUAACGGUAAUUGUGGUUAUCUGCUGAAACCGAAAUUUAUGCAAAGCGACAGUUUCGAACCGAAUAAUAUGCUGGCGAUUAGUUCACUUGAAGAGCGCUUUGUAACAAUACGUAUUAUAGCGGGGCGUCAUCUGUUUCGCGGCGGCAAAUCCAAUAAUCCGUUAGUCACUGUUGAAAUAUGCGGCGCCAGUUUUGACACGGGCGUUAAACAUCGCACCAAGGUCAGCGAGAACGGUUUUAAUCCCUUUUGGAAUGAAAGCUGUAAUUUCACCGUGCGUAAUCCGCAUUUUGCGCUGCUGCGCUUCGAGGUGCAGGACGAAGAUAUGUUUGCCGAGACACAUUUUAUAGCACAAGCAUGCUACCCGCUGAAUUGCAUACGCACGGGCUAUCGUAGCAUCACGCUGCGCAAUAAAUUCAGCGAGGAGCUGGAGUUGGCCUCCUUGCUGGUGCAUGUGGACAUUAACCAUGCCAGCACCAGCGCAGCUAACGAGCACACAGUGGUUGUGGACUUCUGAAAUGGUUGCUGUAGCAGUACCAAAGGGAUUGUUGUGAAAAUUUAUUUUUAUAGAAACUAUUUACUUACAUACAUAUACAUGUUUGUAUGUAUUUGUUUCGUAGAUGUUUGUUAACAAGUGCCCUUAAUUUACCCAACGAACAAAUGCUUUAAGGCAUGUUUAUACAUACAUAUUUAUUUUUAAACAAGUGAACAAAUUUAAUGAUUUAUAAGAAUUACUGAAAAAUGAACAAUUUUCCAAAAGAAAAAAAUGCAUUUAUGCAAUCAAAAGGGAGAUUUUUUUAAAAUAAGUGCAAAACGUAACACAAAUAUAGCUUUUUUUCUCCACAUUAAAUGUGACUAUGUCGAAACUUUUUCUUUUAGCAUAGUUAAAGCACUGACAAUUUCUUCCAUUAACUAAUUAUUGCAACUCAUACAAAGACUUAACAUUUUACUAUGUAUCUACAUUCUAAGCAAACUGUGCUUUUUCAAACGUACGCAGCUCUUAUAUUUUUAUGUAAUGCAGUUUAUUUAUGUGUGUGUAUUAUUAACAAGGGUUUUAGACAAAUAUACAAAAAUAAAUAUAUAUACGUGCAUAUAUAAUAUUAAAUUUACGUUUUUUCACGAAAAUAUUUCACACGAGCGGUAAACCCCAAAAUUUUAUUUUUUAAUAAUACAAAAGAAAGUCUCAAAAAAAUUAUUUUAUUCAUAUGUAUGGAUACAAUUAUAUUAAAUAUGUAAUUUUUUUCGAAAAAUUUUCCACAUGAACAUUUGGUAUAACCUCAAAAAAUAUAUGUUUUUUUUUAAUUUUACGACAAUUAAUUCAUUACCGAAUUAUCAAAAAAUUAUUUGAAUGAAAUCACAAGUCGUAAAUCACUGUUGCAGUGAUACGGCCUUCUCCGUUGAUGAAACCUAAAAAGCCACCAAAGAAGAUAUUGUCCGUAGAAUGACCUGCGAUCGAAAAAAAUAUCAAAGUAGACCAAAUGGCAACGUUCUUGAAGAAAAGUUGAAUUUUGGUCGUUUUUGGCCUGCCAAAAUUCAGUUUUUGAUCAAAUCGAAAAACUGGUAGGGAACUUUGUGUGGAACUAUACACAGAACAUGCAGUGGUCGUAUCAUUUGUCUCCGGGUAAUCACUGCAGCAAAUUCGAAAAAUUUUGAAAAAAACGCGAUAAACCGAUAAAACCGAUUGAACUGAGCGGCUACCCUUUAGAAGCUUGUAACUCAAAAAAUAUUUCAUAUAUUAAUUUAAAAUUCUGGUAUGGUGUUUUUACAGGUAUAUAUGCCAAAAAAAUAUGAAUAUUUUUUUUUUAAAAAUUUCACACUAUGCAAAUAGAAGAGUUUUUUGUUUGGAAUUCUUCCUCUUCAGAAAUAUAUAAAAAAAAAAUUUUAAGUUUCACGCAUAAAACGAUGCUUCCUAAAAUGCUUUACACACACGCAAUCUAUUUACUCGUAUUUAAUCUCUAUUGAGGUAAAAACAGUGUCUUAGCUAAUUGAAAGUAUACACAUGCAUACAUAUCACACACUAACUUCAAAAGUGUCGCAAGUCGAAAAUUUUCAAUUCGUAAUACACUUAUUUACCUACCCAAGAAAAUGAUUGUCAUCACUAUCUAGCUUAAAUGGAAAAUCAAAAAGUACUAUUUGUAGUUGUGCCGCUAUUGCUGAAAUAAAUCGUAAAUCUUUUGCAGUAUUCUGCGAAGUUGCGCCUUUUUAUCUGAAAAAAGUGAGUCUGUAUUAUUUGAAAUGUGUCACUU